CACAGACACGACCCACGUCCAAUUGCGAGUUUUCACUGCGCCGAGAAUCGAAGUAAAAUCGCAGGAAAAUAGUUAAUUUGCAGCACCUAAAUUAAAGAUCCCAAAUAAAAAUACAAAGAACACAAACAACAAAAAAAAGAAAACGCCACGAUGAUCACCGCUGUUUUGGGUCAUCUGUAAAGUCAUCGCAACAGCACCAUCAUAAAAUGCAUCAUCCUAUGAAACCCGAAAAACACGCCAUCGCCUGGAGCACGAGCACUACUAUUAACCCAUUUUGCUGGCGGAGGAGCAGCAGGAUGUUGCUCCUGCCGUGGCUGCUACUCAUCCUGGUGGCCUCCGUUGGCCUGCCAGCUGUCAGAGCCCAGUACCAAUCGCCCCGCAUCAUCGAACAUCCCACGGAUCUGGUGGUCAAAAAGAAUGAGCCCGCCACACUCAACUGCAAAGUGGAGGGCAAGCCGGAACCCACAAUCGAGUGGUUUAAGGAUGGCGAGCCCGUCAGCACGAACGAAAAGAAAUCGCACCGCGUCCAGUUCAAGGACGGCGCCCUCUUCUUCUACAGGACGAUGCAGGGCAAGAAGGAGCAGGACGGCGGCGAGUACUGGUGCGUGGCCAAGAACCGAGUGGGCCAGGCCGUUAGUCGCCAUGCCUCGCUCCAGAUAGCUGUUUUGCGCGACGAUUUUCGCGUGGAGCCCAAAGACACGCGAGUGGCCAAAGGCGAGACGGCUUUGCUCGAGUGUGGGCCGCCCAAAGGCAUUCCAGAGCCAACGCUCAUUUGGAUGAAGGACGGCGUUCCCCUGGACGACCUGAAAGCCAUGUCGUUUGGCGCCAGCUCACGCGUUCGAAUCGUGGACGGUGGCAACCUGCUCAUCAGCAAUGUGGAGCCCAUCGACGAGGGCAACUACAAGUGCAUUGCCCAGAACCUGGUGGGCACCCGGGAGUCCAGCUACGCCAAGCUGAUUGUCCAGGUCAAGCCGUACUUCAUGAAGGAGCCCAAGGAUCAGGUGAUGUUGUUCGGCCAAACUGCCACUUUCCACUGCUCCGUGGGCGGGGAUCCCCCACCGAAAGUGCUGUGGAAAAAGGAGGAGGGCAAUAUUCCCGUAUCCAGAGCUCGUAUUCUCCAUGACGGAAAGAGUCUGGAGAUUUCUAACAUAACUCCCAGCGAUGAAGGCACCUACGUCUGCGAGGCGCACAACAAUGUGGGUCAGAUUAGCGCCAGAGCUUCGCUCACAGUGCAUGCCCCUCCCAACUUCACCAAACGUCCAAGCAACAAGAAAGUGGGACUAAAUGGCGUUGUCCAGCUGCCUUGCAUGGCUUCCGGCAACCCACCGCCUUCUGUUUUCUGGACCAAGGAGGGAGUUUCCACGCUCAUGUUUCCCAAUAGCUCACACGGAAGACAGCAUGUGGCUGCGGAUGGAACUCUACAAAUCACGGAUGUGCGACAGGAGGACGAAGGCUUCUAUGUGUGCUCCGCAUUCAGUGUCGUGGAUUCCUCCACCGUUCGAGUUUUCCUGCAGGUCAGCACGGUGGAUGAGCGACCACCGCCUAUAAUUCAAAUUGGACCUGCCAAUCAAACACUUCCCAAAGGAUCGGUGGCUACUUUGCCCUGCCGUGCCAUGGGAAAUCCCAGUCCCCGCAUCAAAUGGUUCCACAAUGGACAUGCCGUGCAAACGGGCGGUCGUUACAGUAUUAUACAAGGCAGCUCACUGAGAUUAGAUGAUCUUCAGCUAAGUGAUUCUGGAACGUACACCUGUACUGCAUCUGCCGAACGAGGAGAAACUUCCUGGGCAGCUACCUUAACGGUCGAUAAAGCAGGCUCCACCUCUCUCCAUCGAGCUGCAGAUCCUAGCACGUAUCCUGCUCCUCCUGGGACACCAAAAGUCCUGAAUGUCAGCCGCACCAGCAUCACUCUUCGUUGGGCCAAAAGCCAAGAGAAACCUGGCGCCGUGGGACCAAUCAUUGGAUACACUGUUGAGUACUUCAGUCCGGAUCUGCAAACUGGUUGGAUUGUGGCUGCCCAUCGAGUGGGCGAUACUCAAGUUACUAUCUCGGAUCUCAACCCUGGCUCUUCUUAUGUCUUUCUUGUAAGAGCUGAAAAUACUCAGGGUAUAUCUGUUCCUUCCGGCUUAUCCAAUGCUAUAAAAACCAUUGAGGAGGAUUUCGAUGCAGCUUCUGCAAAUGAUUUGUCAGCAGCUCGAACUUUGCUGACUGGAAAGUCUGUGGAGCUUAUAGAUGCCUCGGCUAUUAAUGCCAGUGCUGUUCGUCUAGAUUGGCUGCUUCAUGUGAGCUCAGAUGAAAAAUACGUGGAGGGUCUGCGUAUUCACUAUAAGGAUGCCAGUUUACCAUCAGCACAGUAUCACUCGAUUACUGUUAAAGAUGUUUCUUCGGAAUCUUUCGUGGUUGGAAAUCUUAAAAAGUACACCAAAUAUGAGUUCUUCCUAACACCUUUCUUCGAAACCAUUGAGGGACAGCCCAGUAACUCCAAGGUGGCUUUAACCUAUGAAGAUGUUCCCUCUGCUCCACCGGAUAACAUACAAAUUGGCAUGUAUAAUCAAACCGCUGGCUGGGUGCGUUGGACUCCACCACCAGCACAACACCACAAUGGCAAUCUGUAUGGCUACAAAAUCGAGGUCAGUGCCGGGAAUACCAUGAAGGUUCUGGCCAACAUGACCCUCAAUGCCACCACCACCUCUGUGCUUCUGAAUAAUUUAACCACUGGAGCCGUAUAUAGUGUGCGAUUAAACUCCUUCACCAAAGCAGGAGAUGGACCCUACUCCAAACCGAUAUCCCUCUUCAUGGACCCCACCCACCAUGUGCACCCGCCAAGGGCUCAUCCCAGCGGAACUCACGAUGGCCGCCAUGAGGGUCAGGAUCUCACCUAUCACAGCAAUGGCAAUUUACCCACCGGUGACAUCAAUCCCACCACCCACAGAAAGACCACGGAUUACCUUUCUGGUCCUUGGCUAAUGGUGCUGGUCUUCAUAGUGCUCUUAGUACUGGUAAUCUCGGCGGCUAUAUCCAUGGUUUACUUCAAAAGAAAGCACCAAAUGACCAAGGAAUUGGGGCACUUAAGUGUGGUCAGCGACAACGAAAUAACCGCACUGAACAUCAAUAGCAAGGACUGCUUGUGGAUAGACCAGCAUCGUGGCUGGCGAACUGCAGAUACGGAUAAGGAUUCCGGGUUGAGCGAAUCAAAGUUACUGUCCCACGUAAAUAGCAGUCAGUCUAACUACAAUAACUCCGAUGGAGGAACCGAUUAUGCUGAAGUAGACACCCGAAACCUUACCACUUUCUACAACUGUCGCAAGAGUCCCGAUAAUCCUACACCAUAUGCCACUACCAUGAUUGUUGGCACUUCCUCAAGUGAAACCUGCACCAAGGCUACAUCCUUGAGUGCCGACAAAGAUUCGGGAACUCAUUCGCCCUAUUCGGAUGCAUUUGCCGGCCAGGCACCAGCGGUGCCUGUUGUGAAAUCCAACUUCUUGCAGUACCCAGUUGAACCGAUCAACUGGUCUGAGUUCCUACCACCGCCACCAGAACACCCACCGCCGUCCUCAACCUAUGGAUACACGCAGGGAUCCCCGGAAUCCUCGCGGAAGAGUUCCAAAAGUGCUGGCUCCGGCAUUUCCACAAACCAAAGCAUUCUGAACGCUUCGAUACACAGCAGUUCCUCUGGUGGCUUUUCCGCCUGGGGCGUCUCGCCGCAAUACGCCGUCGCCUGUCCUCCGGAGAACGUGUACAGCAACCCGCUGUCGGCGGUGGCUGGCGGUGCCCAGAACCGCUACCAGAUUACGCCCACCAAUCAGCACCCGCCGCAGCUGCCGGCCUACUUUGCCACCGCGACUCCCGGCGGAGGGGUGCCGCCCAACCACCUGCCAUUCGGCACCCAGCGACAUGCAUCCAGCGAGUACCAGGCGGGACUGAAUGCGGCACGAUGUGGCCAGAGUCGCGCCUGCAACAGCUGCGAUGCCCUGGCCACGCCCUCGCCGAUGCAGCCACCACCGCCGAUUCCCGUACCCGUUCCCGAGGGCUGGUACCAGCCGGUGCACCCCAUGCACCCGACCAACUCCAGCCACCAGAUCUACCAGUGCUCCUCGGAGUGCUCGGAUCACUCGCGAACCUCGCAGGGUCACAAGAGGUCGCAGCAGCUGCAGCUGGAGGAGCACGGCAGCAGCGGCAAGCGGAGCGGUGGCCACCACCGACGACGGGGACCGGCGGUGCAGCCGUGCCUGGAGAGCGAGAACGAGAACAUGCUGGCGGAGUACGAGCAGCGGCAGUACACCAGCGACUGCUGCAACAGUUCCCGCGAGGGCGACACCUGCUCCUGCAGCGAGGGAUCCUGUCUUUACGCCGAGGCGGGCGAACCGGCGCCCCGUCAACUGACUGCUAAGAACACCUAAGGACGAAGUGUUGUGCGCGACUCACCAGCCGGGUGGAUUAGUAUUAAAGAUAGCAUCUAGUCUAACUCUUCAUAUCGAAACGGUCUGCCGACUGGGUCAACUCAAAGUUUCUGGCUGAAGCCUGGAAUUCACUACAACAACUUCUAAGCAAUUAUGUUGUUGUGAAAUCUAGUGCUUAACACUCAGUUACACAGAAACCACACUUGUCACAAUCAUGGGGGCAUUGUGCAGCUUUAGCAAUUACGAAUUUUCCAUUAUCACGUCUACCAGCGUAGAGACAGACUCACAGAUGACAGGCACAGUGCUCCCCCAUCCAAGCACCACAGAAAUGUUCCCCCCUCCCGUUGGGAAUCGAAAAAAAAACCUUUGUACUUAAGAGACGCGAGUGCUGUACGAUAGAAAUUGCUUCACGGAAACGCGAGGAGACAGUAAUCACACUAUAAAGCAGGGAUCUGUGUCCCAGCAGAACUUCAUUAAAAUACGUACUCAAAUGAACUUAUAGAUGAGGAUAGAACAGAUCAGGCCAUAGCAAGUACACAAAGUAAGAAACCAACAAACAUAAUGGUGACUCACGACGCAUGUAGUUAGAACCAAAGUACACACAAUUGUACAGCAUGUUUUGGGGCUUUUGAAUCGGUCCUAGUCAAUAGGCUUGAUAGGCGAUACAAUAACGAUACUGAUUACGAUAUACUUGUAUGCAAAAACUCUUUCAUAUCUACGAUCACAAUCGAGCACUUGCCCCCGGACUCGAACUCGGUGGGAAGUUAGGGAGUUAAGAGUUUCGGGGGACAAGUGAAACGGCAGUUGCAAUGUUUAAUGGUUAGUGCUUUUCUAUAACAAGGAAUAAUAUACUUCAUUGACCCAGUGAAUAUAUAGAUAUAUAGAUACAUACUAAACGACACACUACACAAAACUACUUACAUAGCAUUUAGACGAGUUGAGGAGCUGCACACGGCCAACAGAACUAGAAGCCAGUUGUCCGUUCCGUUGUCCUGUCCCUGUGCAGAUCCCUCCAUGACACGAUGUUUUCUACAAUCUUGCAUUUUGAAAAAGUCUAAAAUGUACCUGUGAUAUAACCCCAUUAUACAUUAUAGUAUUUUAAUCAUUUUUUAUAUUUAUGGUUUUCUGAUUUUGAGUAGCGUUUUUUUGUUCAUUGCGUUCGAACAACAAGGAAUGUUUGUUGGUAAUCCCCACGCAGACGGAGAUUUUUUUGGGAGAGUAUAUAGCAUAAUUUAGAACCUAGGCACGUAACACAUUAGAAAUGCAAAAUGAAUAUAUCAUCAAAUCAAAUCGAAUCGGAACGGAGGAGAGAAACGCUCAGAGAGUUCGGCUUGCCGAAGAGUCCCAAACACUUUUCUACUUAAACCCUCGAUCGUGAGUUGAAUCGGGAAAAGGUGGGAUGGUGGAGAAGUGUUUCGGAUCGAGCAAACAGUCGGUGGAUAUGUUCGAAAUAUCCAUGGGGACUAGAGUCAACGAAUCGUUUAAACAAUACUAAAAACACAUAUGCAUUACAUUUACCUAUAUAGAGAUCAUAUAGCACCUAGAACCGCGCAUGUAUCAAAUCAAAUCAAAAUAUGCUUUAGCAUACACUCACACAAAUCCACUUCCUUGCUAGCCGCUCCGAAUCGGCCCGGCAUGUACAUAUAUAUAUUAUAUAUAUAUACAACAUACUCCUAAUCCUAAUAUCGAAUCCAACUUGCUUGAGUUGAACUGCCCUUCCGUAGCCAUAUACAUAUAGAAGAAGCAUAGUUGGGUCUGGGUUUUAAUAAUUAGCAUCUAGUUUCUAGAGUUGUGUAUCGGGAGUAUUUUAAAGUCAUAGCGUAAACGAAUUUUAAGAACGAACAGAACAACCAACCCCAAAAACGAAGCGGACAUUUAGUUUUUAGUGCGUAAUGCCAUAAACGAACUUUUUCAAAAGCAAAAAUAAUAACUGACAUUUACUUACGAUAUAAAUACUAUAUCUAGAUAUAUACAUAUAGCAUUUAAAAUUACAUAAACAAUAAAGGAACAUUUUACAUAUA
Drosophila ficusphila is the source of this 6418-nucleotide messenger RNA. It is a transcript of the gene robo1, whose product is annotated as protein sax-3. The coding region runs from base 207 to 4397 and encodes 1396 amino acids. The transcript has 18 exons. Gene Ontology annotation, biological process: axon guidance; axon midline choice point recognition; cell-cell adhesion. The record is from RefSeq and is a predicted model, not a curated record. Gene Ontology annotation, molecular function: protein binding; axon guidance receptor activity. NCBI's taxonomy places the organism in Eukaryota, Metazoa, Arthropoda, Insecta, Diptera, Drosophilidae.